This is a messenger RNA of Pseudogymnoascus destructans, 1889 nucleotides long. Its product is annotated as hydrolase 76 protein. The transcript has 4 exons. Gene Ontology annotation, molecular function: mannan endo-1,6-alpha-mannosidase activity. Gene Ontology annotation, biological process: fungal-type cell wall biogenesis; carbohydrate catabolic process. The record is from RefSeq and is a predicted model, not a curated record. NCBI's taxonomy places the organism in Eukaryota, Fungi, Ascomycota, Leotiomycetes, Thelebolales, Thelebolaceae. Bases 258 to 1658 code for a protein of 466 amino acids.
CCCAGUUAUGAAGCUUUUUGUCACGACUCCGCUCAUUUCUUGGCGUCCCUCCUCUCAUAACCUUUGAGAUAUCUGCUACACUUUGUGUGUAUUCAUAUAUUCCAUUCGUUUUGUACCCUCGACCUCAUAUUGGCGAUUUAUCGACUUUGACGAUCUAUACCCUCUGGUGCCUCGUAUUCCGACCCCAACAACGACGACGACGCUCCUUGUGGGGCCGACGACUACUAUUAUCCUGAGCAUUUUGAAAAUCAUCCAGGAUGAAGACGGGCAGCUUCUUCGCUCUCGCUACGGCUGCUGCGGGCUUCUUGGGCCAUGCGGUCGCUAUUGAAGUUGACUUCACCUCGCCAGCUUCCGUGAAGACUGCCGCAUCCUCCAUCGCAUUCGAUUUGAUGAGCUACUACACAGGAAACCAAUCUGGACAGUAUAACAUCCCGGGGCUCCUCGAACAGCCUCCGUCCGGAUACUUCUGGUGGCAGGCUGGUGCCAUGUGGAACACCAUGCUCGACUACUGGCAUAUAACAGGCGACAAUUCCUACAACGAAGCUAUAUCACAAGCUCUGGUCUUCCAGGUUGGCAAUGAUCGAGACUACAUGCCCACCAACCAAACAAAAGCACUGGGAAACGAUGACCAAGGCUUCUGGGGAAUGGCCGCGAUGACGGCCGCGGAAUACAACUUCCCCAAUCCUCCAAAGGAUCAACCACAGUGGCUCGCUCUCGCACAGGCCGUGUUCUACACCCAAGCUUCGCGCUGGGACGAUGCUCAUUGUAACGGUGGUCUUAAAUGGCAGAUUUUCCGAUUCAACGUCGGAUACGACUACAAGAAUGCCAUUUCCAACGGCUGCUUUUUCAACCUCGGUUCCCGACUGGCCAGGUACACCGGAAAUGAUACGUACUCAAAUUGGGCCGAGAAGACUUGGGAGUGGACACAAAGUAUUGGCCUCAUUGAUGCGCAGUUCAAUAUCUAUGAUGGUACGGAUGAUCUAAGCAACUGUACGUCGAUCAACCAUGUCCAAUAUAGUUACAAUGCCGGAGUCUGGAUUCUUGGUGCUGCUACUAUGUAUAACAUCACCAAAUCCGACAUCUGGAAAGCCCGUGUCCAAGGCCUCCUCGACCGCUCCAUCAAAGUAUUCAGCGACGCCGCCACCGGCAUCAUCAUCGAACGCGACUGCGAGCUCACCGAGCCCGCCUCCUGCAACACGGACCAGAAAUCAUUCAAAGCCUACAUAACCCGCUGGAUGGCCGCAACCUCCAAAGUAGCCCCCUUCACCGCCGAUACCAUCUCCAAAUUCCUCUUAACCUCCGCCAAAGCCGCAGCUGCGCAGUGCACUGGCGGGGUCAAAGGCCGAGCCUGCGGGUUGCGGUGGGUGCAUAACGGGCAGACGGGCGUCUGGGACGGGACCACGGGAGUGGGCGAGGAGAUGUCGGCGCUUGAAGUGAUCCAGAGUACACUGAUUGGACAGACUCCUGGGCCCGUCACUAAUACUACUGGUGGGACGAGCCAGGGUAACUACAAGACGGGUAGCAACGCUAAAACCGCGGCGUCGUUAAUUAACGACUGGACCCCGACGACUGGAGACAAAGCUGGUGCUGGGGUUGUGACGGCGGUGAUUCUUGCGGGACUCGUGGGAGGGGUGGGGUGGAUGAUUAUGGCAGAUUGAUGGGGCGGCUUUGGGGUGGGUAUCACGACGGGUCGAGUUAGAUGGGGGUUUUUCAUGGUUAUGUGGCGCGCAAGCGGGGAAUGGUAAAUGGGCAAGGAGCUUGGGCGGCAGGCGUUAUCUUUUGUGAUUCUGUAUCUGUUUCCUAUGUGUUGUAGUAUGUACCUCCUAUCAGAUGGAAGAUUCUGUAUCUGUUUCCUAUGUGUUGUAGUAUGUACCGCCUAUCAGAUGGAA